AUGAAAAUCAUCAAUUAAAACGUAACUCAUCUAUUUCUAUGAAUUUAGGAAUCAAUUGAUUCAGAUUCAAAUGCCACUAUUCCAAAUAACAAUGAUUAGCAUUAACCAUAAAUAAAUACUAAUCCAACUACUCAAACACAAUUAAUUACUUAAAAUUAAUUGUUCAAAUAUAAUUCUCAGGAAUCUACUGAAGUAUUGCACUUAAAUAGAAAAAUUAAUCUUAAUAACAGAUUUCUCAAAACUAAAAAAGUAAAAUCAUAUUAAUUAAAUUAGACAAAAAUAACAAAGAAAUCAUAAAGUAGAAAUGAACUACUUAAACAUAUUGUUGAAUAAGACCUAAAUGAUUUAUUUGAUCUAUGA
Paramecium pentaurelia is the source of this 360-nucleotide messenger RNA. The record is from the annotation of a GenBank genome assembly. NCBI's taxonomy places the organism in Eukaryota, Ciliophora, Oligohymenophorea, Peniculida, Parameciidae.